AUGGAAGUCGAAUUAGCAGAAAUUCCAAGUGAUAACGAGUCAGUUGAUGGAUUGUGCAGCUCCGAUGAUGAUCUUGAAGAGAAUGACCUUACUAAUAGUAAGGAACGUAGAAGAAAUACUGUUGACAACAAUGAUGUUGAUGACGAGAAUGAUUUUGAUGAAGAUGACGAUUAUUUAUUAGAAGUAAGAGAAAAAUGGAAAAGAGUAAGUAAACCGAGAGCUGAUCUACCGUUUACGAAAGAUUGUGGGCCAAAUAUUCCGGAUGCGGUAUGUUCUCCAAUCGAGAUAUUUUUUUGCUUAUUUCCCGAAUCACUUAUUAAUCUCCUAGUUGAACAAACUAAUAUUUACCUGUUGCAAAAAAGAGGUAAGCAAAAAGAAGUAAAUCAAACCGAACUACUAACUUUUUUAGGAAUUAACAUUUUAAUGGGAAUUAAAAGACCUAAAUCAUAUCGCGAUUGCUGGUCGAUGAAUCCUCAAUUGCAUGAUCAUUAUAUAAGUGAAUUAAUGACAGUAAAUCAGUUUGGAUUUUUUCUUAGCCAUUUGCAUUUAAGCGACAACACAAAGGAACCUACAAGAGGAAGUCCAGAAUAUGAUAAACUUUAUAAGAUACGUCCUUUGGUGACAACGUUGAAUGAGACAUUCAAGAAAUAUUACUUACCGAAAAAAAACCAGGCUGUUGACGAAUCAAUGAUUAAGUUCAAGGGAAGAAGCAGUAUGAAGCAAUACAUGCCAGCGAAACCGGUAAAACGAGGUUAUAAGUGUUGGGUACGUGCAGAUGAAUCUAGUUAUGUUUGUGAUUUUCAAAUUUAUACGGGUAAAACUGCAAGUACAGAAAAAUUAUUAGGUCCACGAGUCGUGAAAGACCUUACACGAGAACUUGUCAACGGUAAUCACCACGUAUAUUUUGACAACUAUUUCACUUCUGUUUGUCUCAUGGUUUCGCUAAAAAGUGAAAGGAUUUUUGCCUGUGGUACUGUGCAAAAAAAUCGAAAGCGAUUGCCAAAAAAUCAGUUGUUAGAUAAAAAUAUGAAAAUAGGAGACAGCGAAUUUCAAACAUCUAACACCGGAAUUAGAUGGGUGAAAUGGAUUGAUAAGAAGCCUGUACAUUUUCUCUCGAAUUAUCACAAUCCUCAAGAUCUAACAACUGUUACUCGAAGGCAAAAAGAUGGAUCUCUCAAAGAAGUUAGUUCUCCGGUUAUGUGCUCCGAUUAUAAUAAGCAUAUGGGUUACGUAGAUAAUUCAGACCGUUUAGUACCUGCGUACCAAAUUGACAGAAAAUCUAAGAGAUGGUGGCUACGACUGUUCUGGCAUUUUUUGGAUCUUUCUGUAACAAAUGCUUUUAUUAUAUACAAAGAGAAGAACUUUCAGCCCAGUUUAACUUUAAAAAAAUUUAGGUUGGACAUUGUCGACAAACUUGUUGCAAAAAACUUACCUUCUACAAAAGGUAGAAAACGGAAAGUAGAAGUUGUAGGUCCACAGAAGCCUCAAAUUUCUCUUGAAAAAAGAAGAUCAGAGUCCGCUCAUAUGCCUUUUUACAAUCCAAAAGGGCACUACAAGCGUUGCGUAUUGUGCAGUACAAAAAAAGAUGAAAGAAGGACGUUAUGGAGUUGUUCUAUUUGCAAAGUGAAUUUAUGUCUACUUCCUACAAGAAAUUGUUUCGCUGAUUAUCACAAAUAA
Molecule: messenger RNA, 1677 nt
Organism: Leptopilina heterotoma
Lineage: Eukaryota; Metazoa; Arthropoda; Insecta; Hymenoptera; Figitidae
Product: piggyBac transposable element-derived protein 4-like
Exons: 1
Coding region: 1-1677 (558 amino acids)
Source: RefSeq, a predicted model, not a curated record